Messenger RNA from Cololabis saira (Pacific saury), 4929 nucleotides. Its product is annotated as NACHT, LRR and PYD domains-containing protein 5-like. NCBI's taxonomy places the organism in Eukaryota, Metazoa, Chordata, Actinopteri, Beloniformes, Belonidae. The transcript has 11 exons. Gene Ontology annotation, molecular function: protein binding. The record is from RefSeq and is a predicted model, not a curated record. The coding region runs from base 136 to 3447 and encodes 1103 amino acids.
UCAUUCCAGGAUCAGUUCAGUUGCGUCUCAGUGGGUUUUGUUCAGACUGCAGAAUCUUCAUCUUCAACUCUUUGGACUGUUUGAACAAACUAUGAAGGCGUGUGUGUGAGCUGAUGUGGACGUGAAUUCAGCAGAAUGGACCAGUGUGAGGACGGAGAGGACGGAGUCCCUCCCUCUAAAACCUCUCUGUGUGGGGGACAUGAGAGUCGGAGCAAAGCUCAGAGGAAUCAACCUGGACCCGGAGCCGGUCCCAGAUCUGAACCCAGCUGUAUGUCCUUGAAGAGCAACCGAUUAAAAGACUUGGUAAACUUCUUUGAAGGAGACCAAGGUUCUGCUGGAAAGAGGAUCCAUCAGAAAGGAGAAUCUCUUGAACCUGGACCCAGCUGUUUGUCCUUGAAGAGCGACCGGUCAAAGGGCUGGAUCGCUAACUUUAAAGGAGACCAACGUUCUCCUUCAGAGAGAGUGGACCAGCAGAUCUCAGAGUCCCCCAGUGGUCCGUCUGUCCAGCAGCAUCAGACCCAGCUGGACUCCGUCUUUCAGCUGCUGGAGGACGACAUUGUCCUGUUUGUGAAGGACGAGCUGAAGAAGAUCCAGAGGGGUCUGAGUCCAGAUUACCCAGAAUCCUUAGAGCAUGUGUUGCAGGGUGAGGGUGAAGAGCAGAGGAGCAGAGAGGCGUUUGUGAAGAUCACAGUGAACUUCCUGAGGAGAAUGAAGCAGGAGGAGCUGGCUGAGCGUCUGCAGAGCAGUACUUUUGAAGUUUGUAAAAAGCGGCUUAAGUCUAAGCUGAAGGAGAAGUACCAGUGUGUUUCUGAGGGGAUUGCUAAAGCAGGAAACCCAACCCUUCUGGAGCAGAUCUACACGGAGCUCUACAUCACAGAGGGAGGGACCGGAGAGGUCAACGAUGAACAUGAAGUCAGACAGAUUGAAGCAGCUUCCAGGAAACCACACAGAGCAGAGACAACCAUCAGACAGGAAGACGUCUUUAAACCCCCACCUGGAAGAGAUGAACCAAUCAGAACAGUGAUGACGAAGGGAGUGGCCGGCAUCGGGAAAACUGUCCUAACACAGAAGUUCAGUCUGGACUGGGCUGAAGGCAGAACCAACCAGGACAUCCAGUUCCUGCUUCCAUUCACCUUCAGAGAGCUGAAUGUGCUGAGAGAGGAGAAGUUCAGCUUGGUGGAACUAAUUCAUCACUUCUUCUCUGAAACCAGAGAAAUGUGCAGCUUUGAAGAGUUCCAGGUCGUGUUCAUCUUUGACGGUCUGGAUGAGAGUCGACUUCCUCUGGACUUCCACAACAAUAAGGACCUGACUGAUGUUACAGAGUCCACCUCAGUGGACGUGCUGCUGACAAACCUCAUCAGGGGGAACCUGCUUCCUUCUGCUCGUCUCUGGAUCACCACACGACCCGCAGCAGCCAAUCAGAUCCCUCCUGAGUGUGUCUCCAUGGUGACGGAGGUCAGAGGGUUCACUAACCCACAGAAGGAGGAAUACUUCAGGAAGAGGAUCAGAGGAGAGGAGCAGACCAGCAGGAUCAUCUCCCACAUCAAGACAUCACGGAGCCUCCACAUCAUGUGCCACAUCCCAGUCUUCUGCUGGAUCACUGCUACGGUCCUGGAGAACGUCCUGGAGAACGUCCUGGGAACCAGAGAGGGAGGGAGGCUGCCCAAGACCCUGACUGAGAUGUACAUCCACUUCCUGGUGGUCCAGGCCAAACUGAAGAAGGUCAAGUAUGACGGAGGAACUGUGAUGGAUCCACACUGGAGUCCAGAGAGCAGGAAGAUGGUGGAGUCUCUGGGAAAACUGGCUUUUGAGCAGCUGCAGAAAGGAAACCUGAUCUUCUAUGAACGAGACCUGAGAGAGUGUUGCAUCGAUGUCAGAGAGGCUUCAGUGUACUCAGGAGUGUUCACCCAGAUCUUUAGAGAGGAGAGCAGCCUGUACGAGAACCAGGUCUUCUGCUUCAUCCAUCUGAGUGUCCAGGAGUUUCUGGCUGCUCUUCAUGUCCAUCAGACCUUCAUCAACUCUGGAGUCAACCUGCUGGGGGAACAGAAUAACACAGAGACUGACCUCUACCAGAGUGCUGUGGACAAGGCCUUACAGAGUCCCAACGGACACCUGGACUUGUUCCUGCGCUUCCUCCUGGGUCUUUCACUGGAGACCAAUCAGAACCUCCUACGAGGUCUGCUGGAACCAGAACAAAGAAGUUCACAGAACAAUCAGGAAACAGUUAAAUACAUCAAGAAGAAGAUCAGUGAGGAUCUGUCUGCAGAGAGAAGCAUCAACCUGUUCCACUGUCUGAAUGAACUGAACGAUCGGUCUCUGGUGGAGGAGGUCCAACAGUCCCUGAGGUCUGGACGUCUCUCCACAGAUAAACUGUCUCCUGCUCAGUGGUCGGCUCUGGUCUUCAUCUUACUGUCAUCAGAAGAUCUGGAGGUGUUUGACCUGAAGAAGUUCUCAGCUUCAGAGGAGGCUCUACGGAGGCUGCUGCCGGUGGUCAAAGCCUCCAAGAAAGCUGUGUUGAGUGACUGUAACCUCUCAGAGGACAUCUGUCCACUUCUGUCCUCAGUUCUCAGCUCUCAGUCCUCCAGUCUGACAGAACUGGACCUGAGCAACAACGACCUGCAGGGUUCUGGCCUGGAGCAGCUGUGUCCUGGACUGGAGAGUCCACACUGUCACCUGGAGUCUCUCAGGCUGUCAGGCUGUCUGAUCUCAGAGGAAGGAAGUUCUUCUCUGGUCUCAGCUCUGACCUCCAACCCCUCCCACCUGAGAGAGCUGGACCUGAGCUACAACCAUCCAGGACAGUCAGCAGGGAAGCUUCGGUCUAUACUGGAGGAUCCCCGCUGGAGACUGGAUACUCUCAGGGUGGAGCCUGCUGGACAACGGUUUCUGACACCAGGUCUGAGGAAGUAUUCCUGUCAACUCACCGUCGACACAAACACAGUCAACAACCAGAUCAAACUGUCUGACAACAACAGGAAGAUGAUGUGUGUGGAGGAGGAUCAGUCGUAUCCUGAUCAUCCAGACAGGUUUAGUUACUGGGAGCAGCUGCUGUGUAGAGAAGUUCUGACGGGUCGCUGUUACUGGGAGUUCCAGAGGAGAGGAGGAGUUUAUGUAUCAGUGAGUUACAGAAGAAUCAGCAGGAAAGGAAACUCUGCUGACUGUGUGUUUGGAUGGAACGAUCAUUCCUGGAGUCUGGACUGUUCUGGUGACGGUCACCGGUACUCUGUCCGUCACAAUAACACAGUAACACCUUCCUCCUCCUCUUCCUCAGUCUCUGACAGAGCAGCAGUGUACGUGGACGUUCCUGCUGGAACUCUGUCCUUCUACAGCGUCUCCUCUGACGGACUGAUCCACAUCCACACCUUCAACACCACGUUCACUGAACCUCUCUGUCCCGGGUUCGGGUUGGCUUCUGGUUCUGGUUCUGGUUGUUCAGUGUCUCUGUGUUGAGUUCAGUCUCCAGAGUCUCCUCCUGUCAGAGAAACUGUCUCUGUUGGACAGAUAGUUGAGUCUGUACAUGUCUGUCUCUGUCUCCACCAGAACACCUGAAUCACACGUUGGUGAAACUGUUCUGAAUGAUUCCUUGGAAACUUCUUCCUCUUCCGGUCCUUUAAAGGUGAAGCUGCCGUUAUUCCAGGAUCCACAUGUUGUUCUUCCGUCUGUUUCCAGUCAGAGCUUCACGGUGAACAGCAGCGUGUUGUUUCUCUGCAGCUCAGUUCAGCUCAGAUCCUUCACUUCAUGUUCAGCUGCAGGUAGUUUGCUGCACAUGUGACCAACUGUGAUGUCAGAGAGGAAUCACUGAGCUGCAAUCAGCCCAGAUGAAGUUACAACCUGCUGUCAGAUCUGAGCACAAGGUUGCUGUGCAGCCAGGGUUCAUCCUGCUCUUUAUUCUCACCACUUCCUGUUCCAGCCAGGACGUCACUACUGGACUGUCAGGGUUCAUCCUGCUCUUUAUUCUCACCACUUCCCAAUAUUUGAUAUUCACUCAUUAAAAGUGCUGCCUCAACAUCUCCUCACAAUAAUUAUCAAAUUGAUUUAUCAUGCUAGGAAACAUAUUUCAGCAUCAAACAUCUUUUUUAUUCUUAAUCCAUUUAGUUUGUUCCAAUUUUCAAAAGAUCACUUAUGUAACAUUUUAGUACCAAAUCAUGAACAUCUUGAAAUCAAGUCCCAUUUAAAGGAAACUCAACCACCAUAACACUUUUAGCAAAUCAUGAAGUCCCACAUCUGUAGAAAUGAUCAGGUAUAAAAAUAAUCAGAACUUCCAAUCCCCCACAUUUGUACUAAUAAUCAAAUAUGUAACACUGGUCUGAAGGUUUUCCUGACAGAGUGGUUGAUUUAAGAACAUCCAGCCACCAGGGGGGGCUGCUGCUCUCCGUCCCGCUGAGUGCUGCUUAUCGUGGUAGAAGAAGAGAGACAACGAUAAGAAGCUGAUGAUGCUGAUGAAGCUGUUAUAUUACUUUGUGUCAUGAAUCUGAUGUUUGUGGUUCAGUGUGCGUCCAGAGAAACGUGAGUUAUAUUGUUGUUUAUUGGAAGCACUUCUUUGUUGUUAUAUUUUAUAAUUCCGCUGGUGAGUAUUUCCAGCAGUGUUAUUUACUUCGCUAAUCGUUCAAAAGUCAUUAGUUAUGUUAUCUGAAUGUCACUGACUGUUUUGGUGACGGUCGGUACCGGCUCCUUCACAAUACAAGAGGAACAUCUUCCUCCUAGUUAUGUUAUCUGAAUGUCACUGACUGUUUUCUUUGUUGUCACUUAAAUGUGAUAGUAUGCAUAUUAUCUCUGUUUAUGAUGUUCAUGCUAAUAACAUUAUUAUUUGGAUUGUGUGCUAUGGUGAAACAUACGUUUAUGGCUGUUUAUGGAUUUAUAUUAUUCUUUGGUUUGUUCCAGAACCACACACACCCACCACAUCUCUAAGUUCACUCUCUAGACUGGAUUAAA